Osmia bicornis bicornis is the source of this 5915-nucleotide messenger RNA. Its product is annotated as myb-like protein AA. The coding region runs from base 902 to 5842 and encodes 1646 amino acids. NCBI's taxonomy places the organism in Eukaryota, Metazoa, Arthropoda, Insecta, Hymenoptera, Megachilidae. Gene Ontology annotation, cellular component: nucleus. The record is from RefSeq and is a predicted model, not a curated record. The transcript is spliced from 10 exons.
UAGAUGGCGUAGAUGAUUGUUGAUUUUGUUCAAAAUGGCGGCCUAUAAUGGGCACUACGGGGUAACAUUGUUCGAUUCCCCGCGAUAAAUGAGUCCAUGCGAAGUUAACUUGCCGCGGUGUAUGUGCGAGUACCGAAGUCUAGGAUAUAUCCGGAAUGUACACUUUCUUUCGGAUGAUUAAAUCAUGUGAGCGGAAUCACGGUGCCAGCCGAUCGUAUGUCGUGCAUUGGCCAAGUUUGUGUAGCCAUAUUUAUUGUGUUAUUCGGCAAGACAUUAUAUCUUAUACACCGGUAAAUGUAAUUGUUAGCCAAGACAUAUGGCUGUUUAUGAUUGAAGGUAAAAUUCUCGUCUCAACGUUUGUUUUUGAUAAAGGAUUUGGCGAUUUUGUUACCUCUGAUAAAGAGAUAUUCUGUACGUAUGAAACAUUUAAGGACUCUAGUACAGUAGGACAUGCAAAGACGCUACACUGGGUUUUCCUCAGUUCUUCAAAAACGUCGCACAUUUAUUAUUAAUUGUUCUUUACACAAAUUGUUGUUUAUACAACUUUUAAACAGUGAACGUCGUGCAAUAUAUCGAAGCACACAAGUUUCAUUACUAUCUUUGAUAACACACAAUUGUGUUGUGUAUUACAUUAAGGCUUUUACGAAAAAUACUAAGAUGGAAGAAUUAUUGUAUCAUAUUGUUAGUCCUAACUAUUGGAUAAAACUUCAUAGACCAUAUAUACAAUAAACAAGUUUUUAGUGAAGUUUUUUUAUACUGAUACACAAGAAAUGGAUGUGAAAAGGUUUUAUCAAAAAAUUAUGUUAUGAAUAUCGAAGAGUAUAUGUGUAAUAUUUAUACACACAAAAGCCUGCUGUACGCGGACCAAGCAGGCUAGGCACUGCUGUGCCAAGCUUGGGUAAUGGAUCCCGUUCGUCCAUGGUAUACAUCGUAUAAUCGUCUUGCUUUAAGUACCGGAACAAGUACAUUUCAAUCGACAACUUCAAGCACAAACAGUGAUUUUGUAUCUCAUCACUUAGCAACAACUGCUACCCAAGCAGUUCCUUCAACAACGUCACAGUUACUUUUACAAGCAGCCCAUACAACAGCAACUCUGGCGGGUCAGCCGUCUCCAUUUAACCCAGGGGGGUUUCUAUCUCCACCCCCUGUGGGUUACGAUGUAUUCUCACCUUUGUUUCAUCCUUCUAAUUCUAAACAAGCACAUUAUGUUACUCAACAUAGGCAAGCUCUUGCUCAAGCACAAGUAGUAGCUGUAACAAAACAGAAUACCACAACAGAGUCUGAUAUCCCUGUAUUAAGGGAGAAUUAUAGUUCAGCACACCAGUCAACAUUUUUUGAACAUCAGGGUGCAGCUACCUCACCUACAACAUCUACAUUAGCUUGGACUCAUCAAAAUAAUGCACAAUUACCCAGCCCAUUUGGUAUUUUACCUCAUGAAACUGUUGUUCCAUCGUCGCCAGGACCAUCGUCUACUACAAAACCAACUAGCGGAGUUUAUGAAAACACGUUUAAUUCUCAUUUUCCCACAACGCAAACUAUAAAUAAUUUAAAUUCACAAUUGCCCGCAUCUUCUGAAUAUAAAUCAUCUAGUUAUCCGGAUAGCAAGAAAACAAUGAAUAUGAGACCUCAGUCACCAACAGUUAGUGUCAAAUCAGUGGUUUCUACGUCUCAAGCAAACAACAAUCAAACAUUCUUUCAACAAGUACCUACUACGUUUAAUUCUGAUACAUUGACAAAUAACUAUUCAGCUGGUAAUGGAAAUCAAACUCCUAAUGGAAAGGUGCAACCUUCUCUUCAACAUCAACAAUCGUGUAUCGUUUCAACUCCAAACAAUACAGUCAGUAAAGAAUAUAGAAUUCCUCAACCACCUGCUCGGUCGGUUACAUCAACUACUAUAUUUUUAAAUACGUCUGUCAGAUCUGUGCCUUCGCAAGGUCAAGAUAAACAGUCGACGCGAAAUUUUGCUUCACCGCCAAAUAAAGCAAUUUCCACGUCUCAGCAAAGUAUUCAAACUAAAGCACAGACAAAAAUAUAUCCGGAAUUAAGUACUCAUAAUGAGCAUAGACAAAAUGAACAAGCAUCGCAUGAUAAUACCCAAUCGUCUCCUAUUAGUUUUUCUAUCAUGGAUUCGCGUGGCUUAAACUACACUGCUGGAAAUAAUACAACGUGUACAAAUGCUAGUGGAAAACUUGGUAAUAAUCAAAGGACUCAGUCAAACAGUAACUUACAGACUCAUCCUCAACAAGCCCAACAACAACAGCAGCAGCAACAACAACAACAACAACAGCAACAGUUUCAUGUUUUAAAUCAACAGCAGCAGCAACAACAAACAUCAUAUAGGCAUUACCUCACAGGAACUGCAAGUGACUCUGAAUAUCAUCAUCCAGGGCGGUCAAAAUCUGCAACUUCUAACGAUUCUGCUUAUUCUUCUAAUAAUUCCACCCAGAAUGGACCUGACUGUGGUGUUGUUGUACCUAGAAGACCAAGUCCACUGCAGGCACAUUCACAAGCAAGUCCAUUAGGACAUGUUCCAAGUCCUGCUUACCCUAUGUAUAAUAGCCCAAUGGCUACAAUAUCUUCUUCCCCUUCGCCUUUACAACAACACACGGAAAAUGGAAAUCAAUGUGUAAGUGGGCCACAGUACAAAGGUACUGUACAACAACAAGUUACACCGCCAUCACCGUUAGACGUGACCGUGCCACGACCAGCAUCUCAAGGGCAAGUUGUUUAUUCGUCGGUCAUUACGAGGGCUCUGGGUAAUACUGAAAAUAAGUCAAAUUAUAAUACAGAUAGUAAAAAUUAUGAUAGGCAACAACAAGAUUUUUCCCAAACACAAAAGCAGGUAUGCUGGGAAAACGAUAAUCGACAACCAAACGCUAAUAGAAAAUUUUCUGUUACAUUAUAUACCGGUGGAACUGCUGAUGUAAAUCCUCAAAAUUUGCCGGUUCAACAAGUACAACGAGUAUUAAAUGUUUCUGAUAGACAACAAAUAUAUUUUGAAUCUAACCAAGUAACUUUACAAGAUUUGAGCAGUUGUAGAGGAGAUCCUAUGAGUAUAGUGAAGAAUUUGCAAACUUUACAACAAGGCUCUUGUCAAGUACAGCAGCAGCAACAACAACAACAACAGCAGCAGCAGCAACAACAAGCUGCUGUUUCUGUUACUCCACCUGAACAACAGAAGCACGUGGAAGAUCGACGUAAAGUAGAGACUGUCAAUAAGAAAAGGAAAAGUUUGGAGAAAAGUGGACAUAGCUCUUUAAAUGAAACAACUGGAGCGACAACGACGAUGACGGAAUAUUUAAGUAGGAUACCACCGCCCGCUCAUCAUAACGCAAAUCAGCAACAACAGAACGGUUACUUUGAUUUCGAAAGAUGGAAUUUACCUCCGCCACCUGCUAAAAUGUUUCCUGGUGCAUCGGGUGCUUUUAGUUCGCAAUCAACUUUGCACCAUUCAAGUAAUUUUGUUGGUACACCGGCACAUCAACACCAGUCUUUAAUGGUUCCUCAUCAUCACGCUCCACCCCCUAUUCCAUAUUUUCCUGCUUUUCAUAUCCCUCCGAGUCACCAUCAUCCGCACGAGUUUCAAUCUUCCGUUGAAAUUACGCCAAUUGCUUUUGGCGAAAAUACAACAAAUCAAAAUGCUAGUUAUAAUCAAGAAGUAAGAGAUGAUCAACCUAAAGUAAUUGUUCCUAAUAUCGAAGAAGAGUUAAGGUUUCUACAGCAGAAUCAACAACCGAUUCAGACUAUAAAUUCGUUAAGUAAAGACUUCAAGCGACCUAAUAAAGAUCCUAAUUCGGGAUUUAUGACAAGUUAUUUGAAAUUUUUGCAAGGCGAAAGGGAACCCUCGCCUCCACCUGCAAUUCGUGGUGGGAGGAAAGCAUCAUGGAGCAGGUCCAAACCUUAUAUCCCAGUAGACGCUAAUAAACCUAUAGAGGGUUCGAUAAAUGGGGAAACAUUAAAGACACAACCAGAAAAGCCAUCGGCCCCUAAAGAAACUCCAGUAAUUGAUUAUGCUAAUGACCCAAGAUAUUUUCCUUUGCCAAAAGAACGGAAAAAACAAAAUUUUGAUUCAAGCGAUGAUGGAUUCACUAGUGACGAUGAUUUUCUAUUUCCUCCUAAAAAAGACAAAAAAACGACAAAUACAAGUACAUCUAACACGAUGGAAUCGCCGACUACAAAAUUAACGGAAGGUAAGCCUAAGAAAGGAAGACCAAUUAAACCCGGAGGACCAACGGAUAGAAAAAGAAGAGCAGCCGCAGCAGCGGCGGAAGCAGCUUCAACGGGGAAAGCUUCAAAAAAGUAUGAAGAAGAUCCUUUACUUUUACCUCCAAGGCGUGAAACAUCUAGAAGAAAAGCAAAGGAAAAAACUUCGGUAAAACAAUUUCUAGAUCGACAACAGGGUAUAGAUUACUUUGAUAAUGACGAAGAACAGGGUGAUUCUGAUUCGGAUCCUGCUUGGACGCCUGCUGUAAAAUUGGUUGGGGAUGAAGAGGAAAAGAAGAAAAAACGUGGGAGACCCGUUAUUACUAAAAAGAGCAGAAGAAUUAUAGAAGAAGCUGAUUACGCUAGUGAUGUUGUAUCAAAGAAGUCGAGUAGGAAAAGACACGAGACAUCUAAAGGUUCCGGUGUUACUGGAAAGUUAUCUUGUAAAAUAGAUGAAAAACUUUUAGCAUCUAUCAGCGACGAAGACAUUGAUAUUUCACCAUUUAAGCACUCGGAGGAUAAUUUAGAAGACGUGUCUGGAGAAUUUGUUGUUAUCAAAGCAGACCUAAAUGAAGAAUAUCCUGCACUGUGGAGAAUAGAUGGCAAAACGUUGCUUCAGAAGUAUGAACCAUUUAAGUCCAAUGGAAAAACCUUAUAUAGAAACAUAUCGACGUACUCGGGUUGGGCACCACAAAAUCGACACAUAUAUCAACAGGUUCCAGUAAAGUUUUGGCAACAAGGGAAGACGGAAACCAUAGUAGAGUUCUUAAAAGAUGAAAUGAUUAUUAAUAAUAAGGAAUGUAUUGAUAAGUCUAUGAAAGACACCCAAAAAUAUCGAGAUAAUUUUGAGGUAUAUAUACAAACAUUGAUCUCACAAGCUUUGGAUUCUAAUUUUCUUACAGAAAUAUUUCAAGAACAAGAUGAUUAUUUCUUAUCAAAUGUUAAAACUGUAGACGAAGUAACAGAAGAUAGGAAACAACGUCUUUUAUCAACAACAAAAUGGCGACCAAAUGUUAUAAAUGCAAUAUCAACUUGGCCAUGCCUUAACGUUCUUAAGGAUUUACCAUUCGCAGAAUAUAAAGGAAAAUCGUGCGCCGGUUGCCAGCAACCUAACAUUCAUGCCAGAGUAUUAUUGUACGGUCAACCAUAUAACGUAACUACAUUAGAAGGCUCUCCGCCUGAUCCAAGAGUACCUCAAGAAAAGGAUUUUUUAUUAUGUCGAAUAUGUCAAGCAAAAGUCGCUCUGUAUAAUAAAGUAGCACAUCAAAAAUAUUUAAUGUUUUUGGAAUGUGCAAGAAGAGUAGCAGAUAAAAGAGUUGCGGAUCCACAUAAAGAUACCACGAUAAUAUUAAACGAACUCCUAGCGGAUGAAGUAUGGUUAAAUCAGUUGUUUAAAGAAGUUAGGACUAUCUGGGCAGAGAUAGAUAAUCUGGAACAACAAAGUAAAACGAAAUCAAGUUCAAAAUCUACUUCAUCUUCUUUAUUAAAUAAUACGGAGGAAACAAUUGAAAAUGUUUCAACAAUGGAAGCAACUAAAACGACUGCUAAUAUUUCCGAUUCACAGGUGCCUACGCAGAAAAUUGAAGAUAGUUCUGAAACAGUGUCUUGCAAUGUGCAAAUGGGCAGUAUACCAUCUUAGUGGUGCUACAAUGAUCAUUGGUUCUGUUUUAUGUACAAUGUCUCAAGACCAUUAAAAGGUUUAGUGAUAUAUC